Messenger RNA from Saccoglossus kowalevskii, 1188 nucleotides. RefSeq names its product galactose-3-O-sulfotransferase 2-like. Gene Ontology annotation, molecular function: galactosylceramide sulfotransferase activity. NCBI's taxonomy places the organism in Eukaryota, Metazoa, Hemichordata, Enteropneusta, Harrimaniidae. Gene Ontology annotation, cellular component: membrane. The record is from RefSeq and is a predicted model, not a curated record. Gene Ontology annotation, biological process: glycolipid biosynthetic process.
AUGGACGAAAGAAAACGCAUCCAAAGAAAUUUAGAGAAGACCGUCGACACUCUGGACACUGUUUUUGUAGAACACCCCAGGCUGGUCCUCCAACCAUGUCGUAACUUCAGUAGUCAAGGCUGCAUCAUCUGGGAAACGCUUUCCUUUCAAAAACAACUGCUUGGCUUAGAAGAGAUGCAAGUCAGAGAGUGCAAGGUCAGAAGAAACUUGCAUUCCACCAUCAAAGGUCAAGAAAGAACAUAUAGUGUUGGUUUUAACUCAGACGGGAAAGCCGCUGAACGAUGCAAACCAGUAUCCAAAUUCGUCUUUAUUAAAACUAUGAAAACAGGUAGUAGUACCACUGCAAAUAUCAUGUUAAGAUAUGGGAUGAAGAAUAAUCUGACAGUAGCUGGUAAAACCGAUUUUCGCGAUACGCGUUGCAUCAACUUCACUGCAAUUGAUUUUUCAGCCAUUCAUAUACAGCUCAACAGAUCAGCAAUUGAUAAUGUAAUACCAAACGCUAAAUACUUCACUAUUCUCCGAUCGCCGUACACACAUCUGCGAUCAGCAUUCUACUGGUUCAAAUUUUCUACAAUAGUAAAUAGUACUUUCACACAAUUUGUUAUGCACCUCGAAAAAUACAACAAUUUUACUCAUCGCCUUCAGCAACAUAGAAAUGGACAAAUGUGGUUUUUAGAUCCACGUUUUGAUAUGAACCAACGGGAUAACAACACAUAUAUACUACAGGUUAUCAGCAAACUGGACCAGGAACUUGAUUUGGUCAUGUUAAUGGAAUAUUAUGACGAGUCAAUACUCUUACUUAAAAAGUUGCUUUGUUGGGAAUUCGAUGAUCUUGUAUACCAUGGAGUAAAAAUGCGUAAACCUAAAGACACUGUUCUUCCUGAAAUGGAAUCAUCUAUCAGGAAAUGGAGCAAUGCAGAUUUUCUUCUGUAUGAACACUUCAAUCAUACAUUUUGGGAAAAAGUGAAAAAUUACGAUGGCAAUUUUGAGAAAGAUCUGAACGAAUUCCGUACCAGGCAACAAAAUGUUAGCAACCAAUGUGCAUCAUCGAAUGCAUUGGAAUAUAACAGUUUUUGUUGGCGUCUUGUUGUUGAUACACGUCUCAUCAAAGAUGUUGCCUUGCAACAACAACAAACAAGAAUGCAUGCGAUCAGAAAAGAACGUAAAGAAAAAUGCAGCUCCAUUUAA